This is a messenger RNA of Oncorhynchus gorbuscha (pink salmon), 4075 nucleotides long. RefSeq names its product MORN repeat-containing protein 4-like. The record is from RefSeq and is a predicted model, not a curated record. The annotation marks the transcript as partial. The transcript is spliced from 3 exons. Lineage: Eukaryota; Metazoa; Chordata; Actinopteri; Salmoniformes; Salmonidae.
AUUGAUGGGACUUGUUACACGGGUCAGUUCGAGAACGGACUCUUCAACGGCUGUGGGAUGCUGGUCUUCCCUGAUGGAUCCAGGUACGAAGGAGACUUCAUUCAGGGAAAGUUCCAAGGCGCAGGCGUCUUCAGUUGUUUUGACGGGAUGAAGUUCGAAGGAGAGUUCAAGAGUGGAUGUGUGCAGGGAUACGGUAUGCUGACGUUCGCUGACGGAGGUCCGGAAAGAGGGGGAGGAGGAGGAGGAAGAGGAGGAGGAAGAGGAGGGACGAGUCACGAGGGUCUGUUUGAGAGAGGCCAGCUGGUGGGCAGAGAGGGGUGCCAGGGCACGGUGCAGCGGGCACAGGGGGCAGCCGCCAAGGCACGGGCUCUCUCCAUGUGACCUGCAGCUAGGGUGCGCUACUCAGGGAGCACUUCACUAUCAUACUCACACUCUUCUUUUUCUUCAUUCAUCUCAUUCUGUUCUCUGUCUUUACGGUUGUACUCCUCUGUACACAGUGUACAAAACAUUAAGAACGCCCUUGCUCUCAGAAGAGCCUCAGUUCGUUGGGGGCCUGGAUUCUACAAGGUGUCAAAAGCGUUCCACAGGGAUGCUGGCCCAUGUUGACUGCAAAUGCUUCCCACAGUUGUGUCAAGUUGAGUGGAUGUCCUUCGGGUGGUGGACCAUUCUUGAUACACACAGGAAACUGUUGAGCGUGAAAACCCCAGCAGCGAUGCAGUUCUUGACACACGCAAACCGGUGCGCCUGGCAGACUCAGACUUUUGAUUGUCUCUAUUAAAAAGAGGAGGAUCCCAUCAGCUAUCUGUAGGCUAACUAUAUUUAUUUCUCAACUCUGCUAAUAUUAAGCAUAUUGCUUCGCUUUACAAUCGGAGUAGCCUACCUAGCUGGCAUGAAAAUGAACCGUGGGAAAAGUGCCUUCCGUUCGCUAUUCAAGUGCAUAUGGCUGAGAGGUACAUGAUAAUGGCCCAUUCUAAACCAAAAUUAAUCUCACUCAAAUAUUAUUUAGCAUAUGUAAAGGCAAGAUUAAAUUGAGAAUAGUCUGAUGGGUGACAAUAUUAUCCCUUGUGAAUGAUGCCCAGUGUGUGCAAUCUAAGGCAAGAAACAGUGGGGGACUUUUAUUAGAUUAUAGUCGCAUGCAUUGUGUGGUCUAGCCCAUAGGCCUAUAUGUUUUGAUAAGGUUUGUAAUCACAACAAAAGUGUCCAAAUAACUCCAAAAGUAGCCUCUAAGCCCAAGACCCCUGGAACAUGGUUGUAGUGCCCAUAGCCUACAGAGCCUAGUGAAACCUGUUCUUAUAAGCCAUCAUUGUGCGAUCUCGUGUGAAAACAGUUUUGACUGGACACCAUUUAAAAGAAGAUCCCAGCUUUCUCUUACUGCUAUAUUUAUUGCUUAAUUCUUCAAAUUAAGUUCAUUAAUCCGCUUUAUAAACAGUGUACCCUACUAAAUAAUUCCACACAUAUAUUAAUAGGCUAUAUGUAAAGACCAGAUUAAAUUGAGAAUAGCGCUUGUCGAGUAGUGAAUGAGAGACUGAUGAAGUGUGUGCAGCCUGCGUAAGAAACACAGCAGAGUACUUCCCUUUCAUUAUCCAGCGCUUGUCGAGUAGUGAAUGAGAGACUGAUGAAGUGUGUGCAGCCUGCGUAAGAAACACAGCAGAGUGCUUCCCUUUCAUUCAGCUUUUUUCAGAUCAUCGUUUGUCGCAUCAUACGGCCUUAGAAUGCAUUCAAAUUCUAAACAUAUAGCCCAACGUUUGUAUCACAGCUAAAGUUGAAUGAAUAAAUAAAUGAAGCAUACAGGAAGUCCUGUUCCUUUGUUAACCGCUCAACACAGAAUAGCCAUAUGGGCGCAGUCCCUUGGAAACAUUUUGGAAAAAAUAUCCUUUCUAUUUUAUUUAGCUGUGUUCAAUUGUAUUGUUCUUCAUGUAAAAUAAUAUAAAAUAAUGCCACGGGAAUGAUAAACUAAUCCAGUCUGCAAAAUGAACUAGUGUCGCCCACAGCCAUAUGGCAUAGCCAGAUCAGAGCCGUAUCAUAAGGACAACUCAGAGUGUUAUUCAGUUCUUCUGUUCUUCUAAAAUAGGCAACAUUUUCUUCACGUCAACAUGUUUCUUUAGACCUGCCUAAAAUGAAUAAUAGAUGUAUUGUGAUGGUGUAGGCUAUAUUACGUGGAUGUAUUGUACUUUAUAAAUGUAGACUUUCGAAAAGGUCCGCAUCAGUGGCUUGUAGGCUGUGCAUUGAAGCUGGAGAUGCUAAACAUGUUUAUGCUAAUCAGCGGUCAAUUACCGUGAGAUCGGCAGUUAUCUGCAUGACAAUCACCAGCUGACGAAAUGUGAUGACCGCCACGGCCCCAUGUACACUGUAUAUUCCCUUCUUUUCUUUCUCUCUCUUUUCUUUCUUUAUCUUGAUCUGUGUUUUUUCCUCACCCCUCUUUGUGUCCACAUCCUCCUCUAUCCACGUCUUUCCAUUCCUCUCUACGUCUACAUCAUGUGUUUUCCCCUCUGGUUGUGCCUGCUUGGUGCGCUUACAUGUCAUUAGACUUUACCCUCCACAUCACAGUCAACCAACGAGCUACUGAAUCUGAUCCAGGAUCUGCUGAGCCAAAACCCACACCUCCUCCUCGUUCCUAACCAUUCAUUCAACAUACGGUGCUACCUACCUACUGCUAAAUGUGUUCCCAGAUCAGCUCUAACCGACACCAACCGCAACUACUCAGGAGUUGAAACUAGUGUCCAAGCAGGCAGAGACCAUAUUUGGAUCUGUCACAUUUCCAUCACAGGGUUUUACACCGGUGCUUGGCCUAAAGACUCAGACUUUACACCGGUGCUUGGCCUAAAGACUCAGACUUUACACCGGUGCUUGGCCUAAAGACUCAGACUUUACACCGGUGCUUGGCCUAAAGACUCAGACUUUACACCGGUGCUUGGCCUAAAGACUCAGACUUUACACCGGUGCUUGGCCUAAAGACUCAGACUUUACACCGGUGCUUGGCCUAAAGACUCAGACUUUACACCGGUGCUUGGCCUAAAGACUCAGACUUUACACCGGUGUCCCUGUGGAAAAGCAGCUUAAGAGGCCAGAGACUCAGUAUUAAGAGGCCAGAGACUCAGUAUUAAGAGGCCAGAGACUCAGUAUUAGAGGCCAGCAUUAGAAGAAUUCAUACUCUGUGCCACAUAACAUGGCUCAAUCUGUUCUGGGGUCAGCUGACUGAAACGCCAUUAUCUUAAUGCCAACCAACCAUACUGUGCCAAGAGACUGGAGCAGGACCUUGGAGCUGAUUCCAGAUCAGUGGAUCUCAAUAAAUGCCUCACUAGGGACUGGAGUACUCCCCUGGUAGCAAGCAGGACAGAAUAUUUUCCCUGAUCAUGUGAUCUGCCCAAAAUCUCCAGGCUUGAAUUAUUGUUGUCUAAGUCCCUACUGGUCCGGUCACAUGGUUAGGGAAAGCUCCUGUCCCUGGUUAUAGCUACUGUGUUGGGAGGUUCGGAAGGACUAUUGAUGUGUAGGUAGGGAUGAUGGUAGGGGGGGUAUUUUCAUUGGGUGGUAAGGGAUGGUGGCCAUAUUGGGACAAAUGACAAGUAUGUCUGCAUUAAGAUGACACUAGUGCAAUUUGAUAAAGAUAUUUAGCACUUUAACUUUGGGAUGCAAUCGUCCUUAAAUAAGGGUUUAGAAACAGAGAGGAGAAUACUAAACUACUGCUGUGUCUGUCAUAGGGUUAUGGGCCCUGGUCAAAUGUAGUGCACUAUAUAGGGAAUAGGGUGCCAUGGGGAUAAAGUCGGACAGUGGAGCACAGGUUUUGAUUUGUCAACAACUUCAUCACACAGAAGAAAACCACCAUUACAAGAACACACAGAUUCACUUCCUGUAUAGCUGUUCCCUUCCUGUAUCUGACAAAUAUGUCAUCUAUUUUUUACGAUGAAUAAGAUUAAAUGUUUAAUGUCAGUGUGUGUUUUUACAGAAAAAAAGUUUUGAACUUAACUAAUCUCAAGUUUUGUGAACAGUCAUGCUAGUGACUAACACACAUUUCACACGUGGUAUGAUGAUGUGACAUUGUGCCUGUUAAGCGAGAGUUGUCUGUGUGUAUAUGUAG